AUGACCGAUGAGGAUAAAAAUGAGAAAGAUGCUGGAAUUUCAGAGCCGACGGGAAGCAGCGAAGUUGCGGCAAUUCAAGAAUUGUUGGCCGAAUGUGGAGUGGAGGAGUAUGAUUCGAGAGUUGUUGGAAUGUUGAUGGAUGUGAGGGUUUUUGGGGGGAAAUCUGAAAUUUUUUGGAAAAAUACAUAUUUUUUUAGUGAAAAUUCCCAGUUUUCUUCAAAUUCUGACUUAAAACUUGGAUUUUUCGAUGUUUUUAACAUGAAUUCUGAAAUUUUUGAGAUUCGUGACCUUUGGCAACUGAAAAAUCUGAAUUUCUGGUUGAAAUUAUAGCUUAAGCUCAUUUUUUGAGCUAAAAAAAUUGAAAAAUCUCAUGUUUAUGCUCAAAAUUCUCCGAUUUUCUUGCUGAAAAUGGAAAUUAUACAAUCCACGUGGAAUUUGGAGCAUUUUGAGGUCAAAAAAUGAGCAAGUUUGGUCUCAAAUUGCUCUGAAUUUCUUGCUGAAUAUCAUAAAUCUGAAAUCCACGUGGAAUUUGGAGCACUUUGAGCUCAAAAUGAGCAAGUUUUGUCUCAAAAUGAUCCGAAUUUCUUGCUGAAAAUGAAAAUGUAGCAAUCCACGUGGAAUUUGGAGCAUUUUGAGCACAAAAUGAGCAAGUUUGGUCUCAAAAUGCUUCGAAUUUCUUGUUGAAAAUGGAAAUUUAGCAAUCCACGUGGAAUUUGGAGCAAUUUGAGCUCGAAAAUGAGCAAGUUUGGUCUCAAAAUGCUCCGAAUUUCUUGUUGAAAAUGAAAAUUAUACAAUCCACGUGGAAUUUGGAGCAUUUUGAGUUCAAACAUGAGCAAGAUUGGUCUCAAAAUGCUCCGAUUUUCUUGCUGAAAAUGAAAAUUUCGCAAUCCACGUGGAAUUUGGAGCAUUUUGAGCUCAAAAUGAGCAAGUUUGGUCUCAAAAUGCUUCGAAUUUCUUGCUGAAAAUGAAAAUUUCGCAAUCCACGUGGAAUUUGGAGCAUUUUUGAGCUCAAACAUGAGCAAGUUUGGUCUCAAAAUGCUUCGAAUUUCUUGCUGAAAAUGAAAAUUUAGCAAUCCACGUGGAAUUUGGAGCAUUUUGAGCUCAAACAUGAGCAAGUUUGGUCUCAAAAUGCUUCGAAUUUCUUGCUGAAAAUGGAAAUUAUACAAUCCACGUGGAAUUUGCAGCAUUUUGAGCUCAAAAAUGAGCAAGUUUGGUCUCAAAAUGCUCCGAAUUUCUUGAUGAAAAUGAAAAUGUAGCAAUCCACGUGGAAUUUGGAGCAUUUUGAGCACAAAAUGGAAAUUUCAAAUCUUGCAGGUUCAAUUCUCAAUGACGUCAAAAAUUCUGGAGCUCGCCAGCGGCCUCGCGCGCCACAAUCAAAAACAAGUCAUCGAUUCCGACGAAAUCCACGCGGUCAACGAUAUUUUGGGAAUUUUGAAAGAAGUCGCGCCGGAUCAUCGCGAAAAAAUGCUACAAACGUCGAUCGAGAAAAAUGAGCACGCGCUUCCGCAAAUUCGACACAAUUAUGGGCUGAAAUUGCCGAAUGAUCGAUUUUGUCAGUUGGCACCGAAUUUGGAGUUUAGAACUGAUGAUUAUGAAUUGUGAGUUGGCAAAAAUCGGAUUUUUAUGGAAUUUUUGCAUAAAAACAUCCAAAAUCAAGGUUUUUUGCUGGAAAAUUAAAAAAUUGACACGUGGACUUUUUUUGUUAGAAAAAAAAUACGAUUUCCUAAAAUUUUAGCGCUAGAAUAUAGCAAUUCAGUUUUUUUGCCUCGAAGUUUUUUGGAUUUCAUAAUUUCCACGUGGAUUUUUGGCGCGAAAAUCUCAAUUUUCAAAAAAAAAAUCCUAAAUUGCUAGAAAUGAGUUAUGACGUGGCAAAUUUGGUUUAAAAUUUUAAUUUUUCAUUCAUUUUCAUUCUCAGUUGUUUCCAGAAUUAGGAAAUUCAAAAAACUUGGGGCCAGAAAAUUUAAAUUUCAAAUAUUAGCGCAAAAAAUCCACAUUUUACGAAAUUUUAUUUUUUUUUUAAAUCCACGUGUCAAUUUUGAAAUUUUUCGUCAUUUUUGCCUUGCCCUCAGGAAAAAAUUAGCGAUGGUGCCGCGACUUUUCGACGUUUUGCGACGGUACCGAUACCUUUUUGCCUUGGUACCGAACCCUUUUGCACUUUGGACUGGUGCCGAACAAGUUCGGUACCCUUGCGAAAUUUUCAACAGUGAUUAUUUUACAAAUAGGGUUAUGCACUGGUACCGAACUAAAGUUCCGCUCUUGUGCAAAAAAAUACUUAGCGAUUUUUUGAGUGCGGUGUGUCGUAAUCGACUGAAGCGAAAAACGUUGAGAAUCCUUUUAAUCUUUGACAUAAUUUUUGAAAAAUUAAUUUUCAAAUACUCAGAGAUUCGCUGGCCACCAGAUUGCUGCGGCCACCUGGAAACCGCGUGGCGGCCAGGUCGCCUCGAGUUUUCCGGCGACGUGUGUUUGAAAUCCUGGAAAGCUAGCAAGACAGUGGUUUGUACUCAUACAUGGCAUCUUUGCCCAACGGACCCUCCAUGUAAUGAUCCCCCUCCCCAAAAUUUUGAAAUGUCAUGAUCCCCCCUCCAUUUUUUUCGUCAAAAAUUUGAAAAAAUAAAUGGUGAAAAAAAUGAAAAAAAUCAAAGAGAGAGGGGGAAUUUCAUUUUUGACAUAUUUUUCAGGUUCGAUAAUUUGGAAACUAGUGCUUUAGGAAUAUCGGAUGUAGAGAAAGGGCGAAGAAUUCGACGGAUAUCAUUCAUUGGCUAAUUAUUCUUAUUUCUCAUUUUAUUUCUAAAAUUCUCAAUUAUAUUUUUCUAUAUCCUUCUAAAAUAAAAAAUGAGUUUAUUGUAGUAAGUUCCUUUCAGAAAUCUUCAUGCAAUGAUCAUGCUCAACCCUUCUGAAGAAUUCCAUAUAAAUUAUAGACAAUGCGUUAUUUAUUUGAUAAUCAAAUUGAAACUCAAAAAUAUUGAAUUAGAAAACAAAAGAAAAAAGUGGAUUCCACCGAGGAUUCGAUCCAAAAACCGUCUGAUUAUUACGCGCGAUCUCUACCGACUUGACCACGAGGCUACUUUUUUCACACGCUUAUUUUUAAGUGAUAAAAAAGGGAUAGGAAGGGGAGAGAAAAUGAAGAAGAGAAGGAGAAGCGGAAAAAAUCAUGAAAUUUUUGAAAAAUUUCCAUUUUUUAUCGAAUUUCGCCGAUUUUGUUAUAUGUUUCGACUGUAUAAGUAACUUAAGGAUGGUAGAAAGGAAUGUCUGUUAAAAUUAUCUCAAAAGAUGGCUUAUUUCUUGAGAUAUGAUCCCCCCAAAAUGACAUAGCAAAACGGCUUCGAUUUUGGGGGGGAUCAUAUCUCAAGAAAUAAACCUUCUUUUAAGAUAAUUUCGACAGACAUUCCUUUCUACCAUCCUUAAGUUACUUAUACAGUCGAAACAUAUAACAAAAUCGGCGAAAUUCGAUAAAAAAUGGAAAUUUUUCAAAAAUUUCAUGAUUUUUUUCCGCUUCUCCUUCUCUUCUUCAUUUUCUCUCCCCUUCCCCUAUCCCUUUUUUAUCACUUAAAAAUAAGCGUGUGAAAAAAGUAGCCUCGUGGUCAAGUCGGUAGAGAUCGCGCGUAAUAAUCAGACGGUUUUUGGAUCGAAUCCUCGGUGGAAUCCACUUUUUUCUUUUGUUUUCUAAUUCAAUAUUUUUGAGUUUCAAUUUGAUUAUCAAAUAAAUAACGCAUUGUCUAUAAUUUAUAUGGAAUUCUUCAGAAGGGUUGAGCAUGAUCAUUGCAUGAAGAUUUCUGAAAGGAACUUACUACAAUAAACUCAUUUUUUAUUUUAGAAGGAUAUAGAAAAAUAUAAUUGAGAAUUUUAGAAAUAAAAUGAGAAAUAAGAAUAAUUAGCCAAUGAAUGAUAUCCGUCGAAUUCUUCGCCCUUUCUCUACAUCCGAUAUUCCUAAAGCACUAGUUUCCAAAUUAUCGAACCUGAAAAAUAUGUCAAAAAUGACCACAUGCAAAAACCCAAUUUUUUUCUAGCGUACCGAUUUCACUUUGAAAAAAAUUUAGAUUUUUUGUAUGUAAUGAUCCCCCCCCCUCGAAAAUUUUUUCCAAAUGUCAUGAUCUCCCCCUCACAAUUUUGAGAGCAGUGCCAUGUAUGUUUGUACUCAAAACACUGCAUUUUAUACUGUUUUUUUCACUUCCUAAGGUUUCAAGUGCUGCGAAAAAACAGAAAAUUAGCCAAAUUUUUCGAAAAUGUCUCAAUUCACAAGUUUUUCAGACAUUUUCAUGAAAAUUCAUUUUGACGUGGCGAAGUGGCCACCACAUGGUAGCCAUGUGGGCUUGACCUAGCCAGCGAAAAAAAACCGGGCGACAUGGUUUCCAUGUGGUUCCCAAGUCAGCCAGCCUCCCCACCUGGUGGCGUGCUGGCCAGCGAAUCUCUGAGUUGCUUCAUUUCUACUUUUGGAGUUUUUGCGACGUAAGAAAGAGAAAAGCUCGACAUUUGAAGAAUGAAGAAUGAAAGAAAAUGUGAUAUUUUCCAUUGAAAAGUAAAAUUGUGCUGUUUUUCGGUAUUUUUCCUAUGAAAAUGUGAAAAUUCAACAUCAAAUUCAUCUAUCGCCAAUUUCAAUAGGUAAAUACGUCUGUUCUUAAUGCUUUCAUCGAAAAUUCAAUAUCAAAAUCUUAUCAUACGUUUCUAGAACAAAAAUCAUGACAAUUUUCGAUAAACUUCUUCUCAAAAGCGAUGAUUUUCACCCCGAUAUUCAAUAACUUUGUUGAAAUGUGUUGUCGAAAAAGUUUUACAUAUGAUUAUGCUCGAUUCUUGAUUUUCAUUCCGAAUAUCGCGCUAGUUUUCAUGAAAAUUGUACUUUUCGUAGUCUCAAACAAAAAAGCCAUCUCGGGUCCGACAAGAAAGUGUGCAAUUGCGCGUAAACUUGUGUGUAUAGUACGCAGAAGCAGAAAAAACAUGUUUUUUUUUGUUUUGUUUCUUUUCAACGCUUUUUUCGUGUGUUUUUCUAGGUUUCGAUGUAAUUCUUUGUUUUCAGAUAGUCGAAAAUUGCUAUUCGACAAGGAAAAUUACAGUUUACAAACUGUGCUCCAAUAAUUUUCAGAUAUAAAAGGCGAAAAGACGACAUAUUUGAAGGAACACAUGUUUGGCGCUCUCUUCAGGUUUGAUUUUUAUGUAUUGUCUUUCGAAAACUCAGAAAAACCGUAGGUUCAAUGAUUGAUUUCAGAUCGAAACGAUUGAAAUAUCAUGUGUAACAACGAAGAAGUCAAAAAAAGAAACGAAACGAGGAAAACACCCUGAAGAACUUCGCAAUGCAAUGGAAAUGGCUCAAAUCGUGAUCGAUCUUCAAAGAAAACUAGACGGUGAGUGUUUUUUAUAUAAAAUCUACUUAGAAAGUAUGAUAUAUACGUGGGAAAUAUUCUUUAUUAAAAGAAGUAACUUCUCUGAGUUGUGAGGAUUAGUUUCCUUAUUUUUACAACGAAUUUCCUAUGAUUUUUGAUUGUCUUCGAAAUUUCCUCAAAAAAUAUUAAAGGGGUUGAAAGCAACACAACAAUUUUGAAAGUAACUUCAGACUUCCAUUUAUCACUUAUAUUUUACAGAUUUCCUCAAACGUGACGUGGAAUCUGCAAUCAACAUCAAAUAACUUCAAACCUGAACGAAGGCGCCUUCAUUCGUCAUUUUUUCUGUAUUUGACAGUCAAUAAAUGUUAUUUUCACACUGUGUAAUGUUUUUUCUGUUUUCUGAAGCUCACUUUCAAGAGGCGAGCCGCUUUUAUCCUGCGUAUAUUCAAUGCAAAAUGCUCUAAUUUUGCACCGGUGCGGAUCCAUUAAAACCCGAAUGCACUGGUACCGAACAUAUUUUGCUCGGGUGCCGUACGCUUUUUGCCCUGGUGCAGCGACGGGGCGGGUACUUUGACAAAAUGAGUUCGGUACCAGGGCCGAUAAGGUUCGGUACCAUCGCUAAUUUUUUCCUGAGCCACGUCAUAACUAAUUUUGAAAUUUUCGAAAAAACAUCCAGAUUCUGGUUUUCAUCAUUAUUUCAAUUUAAAAAAAAUUGUUUUCAUGUUGCCACGUCAUAAGAUCCUCAAUUUUAGCCAGAAUUUCACGAAAAAUCUGAUUUUCCUCAUGUUUUUCUUGCAGAAUGGACACCUCCACCUCAAAUAUUCCACAUUUCGAUCCACAACAACUUCACCAGCAACAACAACAACAAUCUCAAACGAUGCUCCGGCCUGACGUUGUGCAGAAUAUUUUGAAACGACGCGCGCCCGAAGAUGAUUUUGAUUCUUGA
Caenorhabditis angaria is the source of this 6261-nucleotide messenger RNA. Lineage: Eukaryota; Metazoa; Nematoda; Chromadorea; Rhabditida; Rhabditidae. The record is from the annotation of a GenBank genome assembly.